This is a messenger RNA of Neopsephotus bourkii (Bourke's parrot), 965 nucleotides long. RefSeq names its product REC114 meiotic recombination protein (gene REC114). NCBI's taxonomy places the organism in Eukaryota, Metazoa, Chordata, Aves, Psittaciformes, Psittacidae. The coding region runs from base 1 to 870 and encodes 289 amino acids. The transcript is spliced from 7 exons. The record is from RefSeq and is a predicted model, not a curated record.
AUGCGCCACGGGCUCCACACUUCUCUCUUCCUCAGCCCCGCCAUACAGCGCUGUGCCGCCCGCUGUGGAGAGCCGCCUCCCCUCAGGGCUGGGAUGGCGGCGGGCGGGGACCGCGGCUCCGAGCCGGGGCAGGGCUCUGCGCCGGGUGACACCUCCCUCCUCGGCAGCGCCACAACGUGGCCCUUGAAGCGCUACGGCCGCUUCCUGCCCCCGGCGGAUCGCGAUGAGGAAGGGCAAAACGCCGCCUCUUGGAAGGUUUUUGAAUCAAAUGAAGAAUCAGGCCAUCUUAUCCUUACCGUGGUUAUAUCUGGCCAUUUCUUUAUUUCCCAAGGGCGAACUGUACUGGAAGGUUUCUCACUGAUUGACUCCCACAAGUGGCUAAAGAUAGUCAGGAAAGCAGACUGCCUGCUCCUUCAUGCACAGGCCAAGAAUGAAGGCCGCAUGUUUCGUGUUCAAUUUGGUGGGGAUUCAAAGGAAGAGAGGCUGGAAAACUGCUGGAGUUGUGUUCAGAAACUCAGAGAGUAUGUGUCAGUGCAAGGAACCGAGGAGCAAAGCCAGCAGCUCUAUCCCAGCUUCAGUCAGCUGGCCCACAGUGACAGCCAGGUGAGGAACGCUGAACUAAAUGCAUCGCUACUAGAGCCAGAUGAGCCUCUACCAGAUUCCUCUGCAGGCCUUGGAGAAAGAAAAUCUGUACCACAGCUUGCCCAGUCUGUGCUGAACAAGAACCUUGAGCUGCCCCCUGCGCCCUGGCAGCCGGUGUGGGGCACCCAGGAGCUGGGGCCCUUCAUCCGCUUCUGCCUCCUGGAUCAGCAUUUCCCAGCUUUUGUGCAAGCCGUGGAGAAGGAACUGCAAAAGCUCACAGAAGAUUGAGAAGCACCAGCUUGUGGCUGCUGGGAUGGAGGCUCCGGGAUGCCCGGCACAGGGAUACACAGAUUACGUGGGAUUAAACAUUUCAGUAAGUCUCA